AUGCUCAAGGACGACUUCACAAAGGCGAGCGUGAUCCGAGAGUGCCGUGCCGCUCUCGAAUCUGGUUGUAUCCGACCGCAGCUUUUACUCCCAUCCCUACCAUUCCUUUCGAUCGAACGCAGAUGGCUCCGGGCAGGAACUACGCCUGGGGGAUAUCUAUAUCUGCUCUUACACGCUGACACUCUCGGCUCUGGUCAGAGCUCGCCGGACAAUGAAGACCCAUGCGCAGGGCAGGGGAAGGCACCCGCAACUGUCGACAGCGAGCUUGACCUUGUUCGGGAACUCGUUCCCCCGAAGGUCAAGUUAUUUCUGGAGAAGGAGCCACACAAGCAGGACCACGAGCAGCCUUACAAUUCACGUUUCGCCAUGAGAGAGACGCCUGACACUGCUUGA
Messenger RNA from Suillus paluster, 393 nucleotides. RefSeq lists its product as uncharacterized. Bases 1 to 393 code for a protein of 130 amino acids. Lineage: Eukaryota; Fungi; Basidiomycota; Agaricomycetes; Boletales; Suillaceae. The record is from RefSeq and is a predicted model, not a curated record. The transcript is spliced from 4 exons.